This is a messenger RNA of Radiomyces spectabilis, 1104 nucleotides long. RefSeq lists its product as uncharacterized. The record is from RefSeq and is a predicted model, not a curated record. The coding region runs from base 1 to 1104 and encodes 367 amino acids. The transcript has a single exon. NCBI's taxonomy places the organism in Eukaryota, Fungi, Mucoromycota, Mucoromycetes, Mucorales, Radiomycetaceae.
AUGGAUCAUCGCAGUGAUACCGAUUCAGAUAAAGAUCUGCUCAUCUAUUCGCUGCACGAAUCAUUGCAAAUUCACAAGGAGAUCGUCGAACGUAUACAGGGCGAUAAGGAAGAUUAUGAAGAACGAGUGGAGCAGGAACGAAUGGUGGAAAGAGCGCAGUAUGAGAAGGAACGCGAGCGGUCCCAGCAGGUCCUGGAAGACCAAACCCAUCGUUUCCACCGUUUGGAGUCCGCUUAUCACUCCUUGAUGAAGGAAUUUGAACAGAGAAAGCAAGAGUAUAAGCGCAUGGAGAGUAAUUUCUAUUCCCAUGUCCGAUCGAUCCGCGCCACCGAUGAUGACUUGUCCACAGUUCAACCAAAAAUUCAACAACUGCUCAGCAACGUCAAUAACUUUUGUAUGAGCAUGAAGUCCAAGAUCGAUCGCGCCUCCGCCACAUCCUUCAUUUUUCAGCAUUGGCCUGAAAAGGAAGCAGGCAUUCGUCAGUACAUGCUUUCCUCAGAUGACGACGAAACCGAUCCACUGUUAGAUACUGUAUUUAUUACCAUUUUCGCCGAAAAGUUAUUGUUCAACCUCUUGGUGAAGCACAUCUUGGAUCAGCCACUGCAUCUGGGCAUCUCGGUCAAUGAAUCGUUCGCGGAUUUGGACGCUUGGAUAUCGAAACGAAACGAGUCGUGGGCCACCCGAUUACGACAACAACUCAGUUCUCUAAUCGUCAAACAACCCAAUGAAGAGGAGGCUUUGAUAGAAAAGGCCAAAGAAGAAGUCGUGCAACGAAUCAUCGAUGAUCUUGGCUACAUUUAUCCCAAAAUCAAAACAGAAACGCACGACCGCAAGAGGAUCACCAAUAUUGUCAACCGAGCCGCCACGCUCAACAUGGCCAUCAAAGGUCUCGAAAUUCGAAUUCAAAUCCUGAACGUUGAAGAAGGCGACACUCACUUUGACAGUCAUCUCAUGAAAGCCUCCGCCAAAGGCAAACCAGAAGGCGUGGUAUUUCUCAUGAUCACUCCGGCAUUUGUAGCCAAGGAUGAAAAUGAUCCAGAACACGGAUUCCUCAUCCCAUCCACCGUGUUUUGCGUUGAAAAGAAGUCUGAUGUGACAGAGUAA